AUGUGGAAAACAGCCAAGGCCCUAGUCAACCCAGACGCCCGGCAAAACAUCCCGGCACUAACCACUCUGGGGUACACGGCAAACACCAACUCCGAGAAAGGCGACCUCUUCGCCGAACACCUGAGGGACCGUUUUCGGGUCAACCUCAGGAGAAAAAAACAACCAUCCACAGACACGACAACAGCCCAAUCAAAGAAAACAAUAACAGACUACCCCACCAACGAUCACCUCCGCCUCGCUACCCCGAAGAUCGCGAUGCUCCUCCAGGACCUCUCCCCAAAAAAGGCCCCCGGACUAGACAAAAUCACGAACGCUGCACUUAAACACCUCCCCAAUAAACAGACCACAGAACUCACAAACAUUGUCAACGCCAUCCUUCGACUAAGAUCAUUCCCGAACACCUGUAAAAAUGCGCGCAUCAUAAUGAUUCCAAAAGCAAACAAAUCAAGAAAGGAGCCCAACAACUACAGGCCCCUCCUUUCAUCGUUAGAAGCAGCCGCCCGAGCGGAACCCCGACCGGCAGGCCACACGAUGGAUCGAAAAGAUCCAGAUUCUGACCCCGAGGACAGCCCGGCGUCUUCGGACGACGGAAACCAUUCUCGCAGCCCCGUCAACAAGAAGCCCGCCAAACCAUCGUACAAUGACUUGGCAGAAUACAGCAGCAAACUGGCUGAAGAGAACAAGAUCCUUCGUUCAAGGAUGAACGAAGUGAUACAACAAAACGCCGACCAACAAAGAACCAUCAAUGAAAUGCGUGAGGCGCAGAAAAUCCAGGAGGAUAUGAUCAGGAAACUACAGGAAACCCUAGACAAGGUACUCGCUAAAGUAGGCAACCCCGUCACCACCCCAACCCCAAAACCAGACACCACCCCGGCAUCAACCCCCGACACACCCAUGGACACAUCCGUACCGGCAACACAAAGGAAAAGGAGGAAUUCGGUGGAAUUCCCCCCGCUCUCCAAAAAACAACCGCCCUACCACGCCAAUCCCAGCCAGACAAAGAAUCCCCCAGUACAAUCAACGAAAUGCGCGACUUCCCCGGCACAACCAGGGACAAGCAAAGAACAUCCCCCGGAACCGACUCGCCCGGUUGAACCAACGCCAAACCCAGCCCCCGCUUCAACACCAACUCCCGACACCAAAGAACGUGUUCCCCCUGUUAUCAUAAGGUCCAAAUCAAACUGGGUCCAGGUCUCGGCGUCCAUGAAAACCCGACAAAUCCACUAUACUUCAGCCAGGAAUACCGAGGAAGGUAUAAGGAUCCAACCAAGUAGCACCCCCGAUUACCGCAACGCCACGAGGUUCCUGGACGGAAACCGGAUACCAUAUCACUCCUUCCAGUUAAAGGAAGAGAGAAACCUCCACGUGGUCCUCAAAGGCAUCCCCGAAUCUCUUGACGCGGAGACCGUCGCCGAGGAGCUCCAGGUCCUAGGGUACCACCCGUCUAAGCUCUUCGGGCAUAAUCAGGGCAAAUGCCCAGCGCCUCCAAAAUGCGUAAAAUGCGGUGCAGGGCACAGGACGGAAAUCUGCAAAAAAUCCAAAAACACCCCCGACCGCUGCGCUAACUGCCGAGGCGACCACACAGCGAACGCGAGGAUUUGCCCGUCAAGACCGCCACCCAAGAUUCCGCUCCCCGUCAAGGCUGCAGCAGCCGCCACCUCGCCGAAUCCCAACCGGCCGAUGUUCCUACGCCGGAGUCACCUCCCCUCCGCCCGCCCCAAACCCGAAUCCCGAACCCAUUCCCGCACACCAACUUCAGCAGGUUAUUCAACUCUACAACCUGCUGAAAUCAUGAAAAACACAACCGCCAACCGCACCCAUUAA
This is a messenger RNA of Cylas formicarius (sweet potato weevil), 1824 nucleotides long. RefSeq names its product proteoglycan 4-like. NCBI's taxonomy places the organism in Eukaryota, Metazoa, Arthropoda, Insecta, Coleoptera, Brentidae. The coding region runs from base 1 to 1824 and encodes 607 amino acids. The record is from RefSeq and is a predicted model, not a curated record. The transcript has 3 exons.